This is a messenger RNA of Trifolium pratense (red clover), 2137 nucleotides long. RefSeq lists its product as uncharacterized. Lineage: Eukaryota; Viridiplantae; Streptophyta; Magnoliopsida; Fabales; Fabaceae. The transcript is spliced from 2 exons. Gene Ontology annotation, molecular function: protein binding. The coding region runs from base 262 to 1710 and encodes 482 amino acids. Gene Ontology annotation, biological process: cell-cell adhesion. The record is from RefSeq and is a predicted model, not a curated record.
AUCAACCUUGUUUUGUUUUGUUCCAUUUCAAUAUUCAAGUUUUGGCAACGCUUCCUUUAAUAUAUACUUACGUGCUUUUAUUGAAUCAGUCCUUAUUCAUAGUCCACGCCCACCAUCUCCUCAUAACUUCAUCUUUCAUUUCAUUAAUUUUCUUCAUUUUCCAUCACUCUUCAAUUCAAUUCAAUAUUCAGAACAAUAAAAAAAAAAUCUAUGCAUACAAAAUCAUAAGGCAAACAUAAUCCGAAUUUAAUUCAACAAGAGAUGUGGAUUCAUAUUGCAGUUAUAGCAUCCACCGUUGGAUGCGUUUCAACCAUAUUGUUAAUUUUAAUCUGGCGUCGUUGGUAUCAUCGAAGAAACCGUAGUAGAAAUUCAGUUAAUUCAGUUGAACCGUCAAAUGGAGUAAUCAGAAUCGAAAGUUCUAGAACAAGAAUUCAUCAUCAUAUGCCAAGUGUCCAUCAUCAAUUAGAUCAACCUAGCAACAAAAACAAAGGUAACUAUAACAAUAAUAAUAACAAUAGUUAUUCUCUGUUUCGCAAUGGAAUUUCUGGAAAAAGAACACCGACUUUAUUCAGCUGGAUUGAUAAUCCAUCUAUGGCUGCUGAUGCCGUUGAAAAUGGAUGGUCAAGAUUUGCUUUCACUAGUUAUAAAAGUUACAUGCCAUCUCCAUCAAUGAGAGCUACACUGUUAGGAUCAUGUGUUGCACCUGUAGGUGAUAAUAACGGAAGAGAAUCAUCAGAAGCUGAAAUUAGUUGGGAAGUUUCACGUGGAUCAGAUGAAUUUAUGCAGAAAGUUAGGUUAAAUCCUGGAUUAAGAAAAUCUAAUCAAAUUAUUCAAACUACUAAUUCUAUGGUUAAUUCUGUAAUUAGAACUGCUUUACCAUUACCUGGUCCUGUGUUAGGAAAUUGUGUUUUCCCACAGGAAUCAUAUUUUGAAAUUACGAUUUUGUAUUCGUCUCGCGGUGAUGAGUUUGAUUCGAUUCGAAAGAGUGUUGAUGGUGGUGACAAAACUAAGCUUAUUGCGAAAGGGAAUUCGGAGGCGCUGGUUCAUGUUACGAGUGGUAAUAGUCAUAAGAAAAUUAAUAGUGUUGAAGAAAUGAAGGUUGAUGGUAGAGAGGGUGGGAAGAAGAAUGAAUCUGUGAUGUUUUCGAUGGGAUUAACGAUUGGCGGUCCUGUUCUUUUGAAAGUUCCUGGUAGUUAUCCUGGUAGCAUUGGUUUCAACUCAAAUGGUUCUGUUUAUCUUGAUGGAAUGAAACUUGUAUUUGAAUCUGAGAAGGCAGAAUGGAUAGGAACAGAUAAGGUGAUUGGUUGCGGAUUUGAUCCAAGGCAGAAGAAAGUUUUCUUCACAUUAGACUCAGAGUUGAUGCAUGUAAUCCAUUGCCAAACAGAAGAAUUUAGCACUCCAUUGUAUCCAACCUUAGCUGCAAAUAUAGACAUUAUGGUAUUAGUUAAUUUUGGACAAAAUGCAUUUAAAUAUGCACCAGCAAAUGCUCAAAGAACACCAAAUCCAUGUUUUGUGUCACCACUUGUAAAUUCUCCUACCAUAGGCUAUGAUGAUAGCAAGGAACUAUUCUCCAUGGGUAGGAUUGAUUCUCAGUGGCAUAAUAGGACUACAACCAAAGGAAGUCACAACAAUAAUUCAACCAUGGAUUCUGAUGAAGAGUCUGAUGCUGAUUUGUUUGAAAUCGUCAUAGACCGUUCUGGAAAAUCUUAAAAUACAAAAUCAUAGCUUACAACAAACUGUGCCAAGUUUGUAUUUGUCUUGGUUCCGGCAUUUAACAACUCCUCUGCUUGUACAAAUAGUACAUUACUUUGCACAGCACAUAUUGCUGGAAAUUUUUUGUGUAUCUUUUAACCUAUGUUUGAUAUUACGGUGAAUAUGCCAGAAUUACGGUGAUUCACUUGAUUUUGCAGAAGCUACAACGUAGCUUUUAAAAAUAACGUUAUAUCACCAUGAUUCUGACACAUCCACCGUAAUACCAAACAUACACUUUUAGUUUCAAAGGUAGAAAUAGAAUAGAAGUCCCAUUUUAUUAGAUGAGAAAUAGAAAAAUGUUUGUAUAUUAGAAAAAUAAUUUUUACCACAAAUUUCUACUAUGUCAUAAGUUUUGACUUGGUGAUAAGAUUUUGACUUUGUCUAA